UGUAUUCCUCAUUCAUGAUGCCAUCUCCUCACCUGUUUCACCCUGCACUGCCCCACUGCAUCUACUGCCCACCUGCAGGGAUGGUGAUGAACCCACAGGCCUGUUUCAUCCCAUCUACCAUGCAGCUUCAGCCGAAUCCAGUGGCCCCAGCUGUUGGAUCACACAAUGGAGUUAAGCCUGGCUUCCUGUUAGAUGGAGUGUAUUAUCCCACCUUCCAACCUCCUCAACAAGAAGCCCUGCAGAAAAGGGAGCGCAGAUUGAUAAAAAUUGAAGACCCUGAUGAGAAUAACCGAGAUAUUACGGCCGAGAUCUUGGGAGAAAGAACGUCUCCACUGACACAACCUCAUUCUAGAGAAGUUCAGUCCAGCAGUGUAGACGUGGCUCCUGCUGCUGACGUUCUCCCACAUGAUCAGCAACCUGUCACUUUCAUUUCUGAUGCUCCAUCAUCUGUACCUCUGGCUCCCGCAGAGAAUAAAGAAAGUGACGUUGUAGAGGCAUCUACACCUCUAACAACCACACCCCCACAGGAGGCGGAGCCUACCACAGCCCCUGUGGCAGAAGUGAAGAGUGAGCUGGAGAAGACUCGUCCGUCAGGGCAAAAGCGACGCAAAAGAACGGGUCAGCUCCUCUUCUGCAUCCCUCCGAUGGAGGAAGUUCGGCAGAAACAGGCAGAGAAAGCCAGAAAGUCAGCAGGAAAGGAAGAAAACAAGACUCGAUCUCAGGAAAAGCGUCGUAGAAGGCCGGGUCAACUCCUUUUCUGCAUCCCUCCGAUCGAGGAAGAUCAGCAACCCUCCACUUUUACUUUCAUUUCUGAUGCACCAUCAUCUGCACCUCUGGCUCCUACAGAGAAUAAAGAAAGUGACGUUGUAGAGGCAUCUACACCUCUAAAAACCACACCCCCACAGGAGGCGGAGCCUACCACAGCCCCUGUGGCAGAGGUGAAGAGUGAGCUGGAGAAGGAAAAGCGUUGUAGAAGGCCGGGUCAGCUCCUUUUCGGCAUCCCUCCAAUCGAGGAAGACCAGCAACCCGUCACUUUCAUUUCUGAUGCACCAUCAUCAGCACCUCUGGCUCUUCCAGAGCUGAAAUGGAGUGACAUUGUGAAGGCUUCCCUACCUCCAAAAACCACACCCCCACAGGAGGCGGAGCCUACCACAGCCCCUGUGGCAGAAGUGAAGCGUGAGCUGGAGAAGACUCGUCCGUCAGGGCAAAAGCGACGCAAAAGAACGGGUCAGCUCCUCUUCUGCAUCCCUCCGAUGGAGGAAGUUCAGCAGAAACAGGCAGAGAAAGCCAGAAAGUCAGCAGGAAAGGAGGAAAACAAGACUCGAUCUCAGGAAAAGCGUCGUAGAAGGCCGGGUCAACUCCUUUUCUGCAUCCCUCCGAUCGAGGAAGAUCAGCAACCCUCCACUUUUACUUUCAUUUCUGAUGCACCAUCAUCUGCACCUCUGGCUCCUACAGAGAAUAAAGAAAGUGACGUUGUAGAGGCAUCUACACCUCUAAAAACCACACCCCCACAGGAGGCGGAGCCUACCACAGCCCCUGUGGCAGAAGUGAAGAGUGAGCUGGAGAAGGAAAAGCGUUGUAGAAGGCCGGGUCAGCUCCUUUUCGGCAUCCCUCCAAUCGAGGAAGACCAGCAACCCGUCACUUUCAUUUCUGAUGCACCAUCAUCAGCACCUUUGGCUCUUCCAGAGCUGAAAUGGAGUGACAUUGUGAAGGCUUCCCUACCUCUAAAAACCACACCCCCACAGGAGGCGGAGCCUACCACAGCCCCUGUGGCAGAAGUGAAGCGUGAGCUGGAGAAGACUCGUCCGUCAGGGCAAAAGCGACGCAAAAGAACGAGUCAGCUCCUCUUCUGCAUCCCUCCGAUGGAGGAAGUUCGGCAGAAACAGGCAGAGAAAGCCAGAAAGUCAGCAGGAAAGGAGGAAAACAAGACUCGAUCUCAGGAAAAGCAUCGUAGAAGGCCGGGUCAACUCCUUUUCUGCAUCCCUCCGAUCGAGGAAGAUCAGCAACCCUCCACUUUUACUUUCAUUUCUGAUGCACCAUCAUCUGCACCUCUGGCUCCUACAGAGAAUAAAGAAAGUGACGUUGUAGAGGCAUCUACACCUCUAAAAACCACACCCCCACAGGAGGCGGAGCCUACCACAGCCCCUGUGGCAGAGGUGAAGAGUGAGCUGGAGAAGGUACAACAAUCACACAGUGUUUUUUAUUCAAUUAUUUACAGAAACACGACUCAGGAAAAGCCCCAUAAACGAGUCCAUUUCUGCCUCCCUCCGAUUGAGGCAGAGCAAGAGGAGGAAGAGAAAGUCAACAAGCCGGCAGUGAAGAAAAGCCAAGAUGAGCAAGUGAAGCCCCCGGCUCCUGUGGAACCUGCCUCAGCACCUCUGCCAUCAUCUGCACCUCUGGCUCCUACAGAGCUUAGAUGGAGUGAUAUUGUGGAGGCUUCCCUACCUCAAACAACCACACCCCCACAGGAGGCGGAGCCUACCACAGCCCCUGUAGCAGAGGUGAAGAGUGAGCUGGAGAAGGAAAAGCCCCAUAAACGAGUCCGUUUCUGCCUCACUCCCGUCAUAAUAGAUGAGCAGAAAAAGACUCGAUCUCAGGAAAAGCCCCAUAAACAAGUCCGUUUCUGCCUCCCUCUGAUUGAGCAAGAGCAAGAGGAGGCAGAGAGAGCCUGCAAGAUGACGGGGCUUGUGGAACCCUCUGCAGCGUCUCCGGCAGUGUCUGAUCCUGAGACUGUCUUAGAUCUGCUACCGUCCUCCACGCCUCUGGCUUCUGCAGAGCCUAAACAGACUGAGAUUAUGAAGGCUCCUGUACCUCUCCCAAAGGACGAGAUGAAUACGACUCUAGUGCGACAGGGACUUCGGCUCAGAAGGGUGGGGCAAGUGCAAACAGCGCAAGAGGCAGAUGUGGCUAAGACUCCGGAGCUGUCCAGGCUCGUGCGCAGCAUGCUGGACAAAACUUCAGAAACAUUCGACAGCAUUCUGUCAGUGCAGAACUUCCAGAAGGAGAUGGAGAAGAUCACUAAGCUUCCCAUCAACACUGAGGAGAGACUCAAAGGGGUCAUGGAGAUCGUCUAUGACAAAGUGGUUUCUGCACUCGGGCAGUCCAUCGUCUGUGCUGAAGUGUGCCACCAUGUCAAGAACGUGGAACUUCCAGCCUCAGAAAUGCUGGAAGCCAAAAUGACUUUCCAAAAAAUGCUGCUCAGCCACUGCAUGGAUUUGUUUGAGAAAGACUUCGAGCAGACGCAAGAACAGGAAGAAGACCAGCAACAUCCGAAUGCAGAAGUGAAGGAAAGAGCUCGCUGCCUCGGCAACACCAUGAUCCUCGGUGAACUUUUUAAGAGGAAGAUGGUAACGGAGCAGGUCAUGCACGACUGCAUCUCCAAGCUGCUGAAGAAUCCCAGCGAAGACAAUUUGGAUCAUUUCUGCUGCCUGAUGUGCAACAUCGACAAGGACCUGGAUGUGGAACUGGAUAAGGUAGUGCGCACUCCGCUUAUCUCUGCGCAGUCCAGUCUCGCUUGUGUCUUCGUCCAACCAAGUUGUUUCUCUACUCAGCUCCCCAAAAUCCACCAAAACAAUCGGCCUCAGAGCAACAGCUAUAGAAGGGGACUCAAGAAGUUCCCCGCAAACGACGAUAACAACAAGGCAGACGGACAGACAGGCAGGUCUGCAAAGCGUAGGCCUCGCUCUCGUGUGCAGAAGAACAGACAGAUCAGACGAAAGCAGCAGUGAUCCAGGACAGCAUGCUGCACAACCAAGCAAAUAAAGAAAUGAUUCGUCCCAGCAAACUUUACUUUCAUGCUAAUUCAUUUUUUCAUCAGUGAAGUUUUGUACAUCAACAAGAAUAACUUACUUUGCGUAAGAAAUCAGUGAAAGCUUUACGUAAUUCACUCAGGUUUCUUCUACUUUGGUAUGUGCAGGAGCAGAUACCAAAAACCAGCCAACAUUAAAUAAUGCUUAACAUGGGAGAGCAUCCCAAUAAAAAAUAAAAUUCCUAGUAAUACAAUUAAUUGUAUAUUGUUUUCAAUUUAAUUAUUUGUAAUAAUGUACUGUCAGGGGGGUUAGUAUAUGAGUAAAAGAAAAAUAAGUAAUUUAGAUUAUAGAUUCUGACCUUAAAUAUAUGUAUAUAUACCAUAAACAAAUGUUAUAAUUUUACACAUUUUUUUUUAAAUGAUCCAAAUAGUCGAAGCAGAAGCCUUUAUUUGUCACAUACACAUUACAGCACAGUGAAAUUCUUUUCUUCGCAUAUCCCAGCUUGUUAGGAAGCUGGGGUCAGAGCACAGGAUCAGCCAUGUUACAGCGAUACCAGAAACUAGUCCUUCACUGUGCCGGGACGUUAUUGUGCCUAUUCCUGAAAUAAACUCAUCAGUCGUCUGCUGCUGGCCUUCUGUUCACUGCACUGCUGCUAACUCACUAUAUAAUUGCACUAGCCAGCUUCAUGUGGACGUUUUGCUGAUCGUAUCGUAUCUUUGCUGCAUAUCUGAUGUUAUUACUUGCACUGUCACUUACAUUUCCUCAGAGGACUGGUGUUUACAGUUAGAUUUAUUUUUCUACUGAUUAUAAUCUUACUGAAUACGUUUAUUACUCUUGAUUACUUCUCAUUGCAAACACUGUUCUUUUGCUGCUGCUGUAAUGUGUGAAUUUCCCUCUGGGAUUAUUAAAGUGAUCUAUCUAUCUAUCUAUCUAAUUAAAAUAAUGCUUACUGUGAGAACCCAUUUUAGAAUUGAAUUUUAUUUGAAAACAAAUUUAAUUUGUUGAAUUGUUUCUCUUUCUCAUCCGAACCCUGUGUGAGAUAUAAAUGAAGAUUAGUAGAUUAAUACAUUAAUGUCUUAUUGGACGUGGUUUCUUACAAUAUGCCUUGUGCUCUACUAUGUAAAUAUCGUAUAAGAAACAAGGUUAAAGACGUAAAUCCUGAAGUUAAUUCAGUUUUAACUCAGUCAAGCUGUAUGUAAAGAAGACGGAUUCUAACAUGGACACUAUUUGCUGUUUUUAUGGUUGUGCUGAAGAGCAGAAAACCCAUCUGUUUUUGCAUACAGUGUUAUUUUUGUGUGGCUCGUGCUUCUCCUUCUGCUAAAUAAUAUCUUUAUUGUUUUCUAACAUCUUUAUUGUAUAUAGAGGGUUUAUUUCAAUUAAAGAAAUUAUUUCAGUGUAAGAAAUGAUUUUUUUCAUGAUCAACCUAUUUGUUUUACUUGGAAGGAUUUGUACAUUUUUAAAGCAAAGGUCCAUUUGAAACGUGAAUAUCAAAUACUUACGUUUGUCCAGUUUGCUUUCCACCUUGAACAAAAUAAAGUAAAACAAGUUUUGGUUUGUGAUAUUUUUCUUCAGAUGUUAAUGAAGAUUGCGCUGCUUGUAAAUGCUCGUAAUCAAACAACUGCAUUGUUUUGUAAAGAUCCAGCGUGUAUAUAGUCUUCUAUGCUAGACAUUCAUUUCAUGCUACUUGCUGUAAAGUUAAAGGUCAGUGAGAAUCCUAUGCUCGAGCAAGGCUAGUUUUCCUGUUUGCUUUGUAAAUUACAUGAGCAUUGCUACAGGUUAUGCUUAUUAAUUGGAAAGACAUGUUCUCUCACCACAGAUCACAAUUAGGAUAAAAUCAAACAGAUUUAGAGAGAUAUAAACUUGCCCCAGACAGAAUAUAAUUCUUGUGAAUAUGAAAUUUGCAAGAAUUUUAGAACAUAAGAAGAUAAAGUUUUUAAGUGAACCACGAUAAUAAUUUAAUAGAAAGUAAUAAGAUUUCCUUCCUGAUUUAACCCCUUAACCCCCAGUGCAUUCCUCACUCUCGCACCUACACACCUUUCCUGUAGUUUUUUUUUUCCCUGCAGAUUGAAUCAUUCAUAAUAGUUACAGAAGGUACUCAAGGAACCAGCCAUGUGAGAGUGAACUUCAUCUUCAGCUCAUUUGUUUUACUGCAAACAGUGUGAUUAAAAAAAAAAGAAGGGAUAAAACACUCUCCACUUCUUUUCUAACAUGGACAUCUUCAGCUCACUGAGAGAGAGAGAGAGAGAGAGAGAGAGAGAUUGUUAAUAUAACACUGAAAAUGAAUUGACUGAAAUCUUUUCUGCUCAGCAGUGAUAGUUUUUGGUUUCAUUUCCCCAAAGACAUUUUCAAACAAGUGUCUGGUAUUGUUUUUGUGUUACACUGUGAUUUCAGUGUACAAAUGAAUAAAUGAAUAAAUAAAUAAAUAAAUAAAGCCCUGUAAAGCUGUGGUCUUUUCACUGACAUGUUUUACUAGCUUGGAAGCUGUUGUUCAACCACAAUUUCACUCCUCAUGAUUCCUCCAGUCUGGAAAUACAUGUACAAUCUUUAUUUAUAUUUUCUCUAAACACUGCUGAAGUACAGAACGCUUUCUCUGAGGUAAA
Pangasianodon hypophthalmus (striped catfish) is the source of this 6349-nucleotide messenger RNA. Its product is annotated as eukaryotic translation initiation factor 4 gamma 1. The coding region runs from base 15 to 3728 and encodes 1237 amino acids. Gene Ontology annotation, cellular component: eukaryotic translation initiation factor 4F complex. Lineage: Eukaryota; Metazoa; Chordata; Actinopteri; Siluriformes; Pangasiidae. The transcript has 22 exons. The record is from RefSeq and is a predicted model, not a curated record. Gene Ontology annotation, molecular function: mRNA binding; protein binding; translation initiation factor activity.